Messenger RNA from Gryllus bimaculatus (two-spotted cricket), 2147 nucleotides. Lineage: Eukaryota; Metazoa; Arthropoda; Insecta; Orthoptera; Gryllidae. The record is from the annotation of a GenBank genome assembly.
UAUUACAGCCAGAAUUUAUAUGCGACACCGCCCGGCGCCCACACCGCCCGCCCCGCCCCCGACGAGGAGGAGGAGGAGGCGGCGCCCGUCGCCACCGCGCACCCAGGCCACAGCUGGCGGACGGAGGAGCGAGGAUACUGGGCCGCGCCGGGCUGGAACGGCAGCUACUACAAGCUGCACGAGGAGCGCACCACGUGGGAGCACGCGCAGUGGAAGUGCGAGCAGGAGGGCGCGCACCUGCUGGUGCUGGACGCGGCGGCGGAGGCGGACGCGCUCGUCGACCACUUCCAGCGCCUGGGCCGCCUCUUCGAGCGGCUCGUCUUCGUGGGCGUGCGCUCGGGCCCCGCGCUCACCGAGAACCCGUUGAAUCAACAGGCUACAACCGUUGGACAAGCAAGGCAGUGAAAGACGUUUGUGUGGCUGUGGAUGUGAAGUUUCUUUUCCACAUCACACCAUGUGGGCGAGAUCGUGCAGACACAAGGAACUUGUUGCCUUUCAUCUGCGAGCAAAGUGACUCAUGACAAACUGAAAUCUGAGUUCUAAACCAUUAACAUGGAAAAAAUAUUUUCCGAUUUUAUAAAUUUUCGAAGUUGCUAGGUUGUAAAUCACAAACUGGUUUUCACAUCAAACUGUCAUUUUAAAACUGAUUAUAUACUUUGAUAUACGAUGAGAUAAGAGACUGGAUCUUGCAUUACCUUUUUAAUGGUUCCCAACUGAGAAUCGCAAAACAUUACAUAAAUCAUAUAAAUAUAAUCAUUAACACAUCUCUGGUUCAACAUCGUUUUAUCAUGGAUUUUCAUUAAUAUCACACAAACAAAAAAUUGUCAGCCCCAAAGAAUUGACACAUGUGUCUCUAUGUAUGGCGACCCGCUGAAUCCGAAUGUGAAACAGAAUUGCGCCAUCACCCUCCAGUUAUUUAUCGCGAAAAAACACCGUGAUAUUGCAAUUAUUUUUGUUUUUUUUGUUUUUUUUGUUUUCGGGGAUUGUUGUCAAACCAAAAGAUAUUACACAUGUUUCUAUAUGUAUGUCGACGAGCUCAAUCCGAAUCUGAAGUCAGAAUUGUGCCACCACUUUCCGUUUGUUUUAAAUUGAGAAUAAACAUAGUGAAUUUGUUUUUCUAGUUGUUUUGCUUUUGGAGGUUGUUGUCAGAUCCAAAGACUUGACACAUAUUUCUCAAUGUAGUCGUCGUCGCACUGAACUCGAAUGUCAAUGCUGAAUUGCGGCAUACACUCUUCAGUUUUUUGUAAAUCGCGAAAAUACACCAGGAAAUUGUUAAUUGAAAAUUUCAUGGUGGUUUUUCGCAAUUUUUAAAAAAUGGAAGGGAAUCGUACUAUUCUGGCUUCGGAUUCGGAUUCAGCACGUCGAUAUACAUAGAGAGACAUGUGUCGAGUCUUGGGUCUGACAACUUUUGGAUUCUGUAGAGAAAGACACCAAAAUCUAGUAUUCGUAUGGUUUUCGCAAUUUAAAAGAAAACUAGAGGGCGAUUGCGCAAUUCUAGCUUUUGAUUAUGCAUGUUACAUGCGUAGAGAAACAUGUGUCAAGUCUUUAAGUUUGACAAAAAACUGGAAACAAAAAAUACAAUUGAAUGCUGUUUUUUGCGAUUCAAAAAACUGGAGUGCGGUGGCGCCAUUCUGGCUACAGAUUACGAUUCAGCGCUCGACAUACUUGUGUCAAAUCUUUGGGUCUGAAAAUUUUAUUUAUUUUGUGAGUCUGUGUAUUUUGUAAUAUAAUAUUUUCAGUAAUAUUUGGAUGUGUAUCGCCUGGAAGAGGUUUAGCAAGUCAGCAAAAGUAUACAAUUUUGCAAAAAGCCAUACUUUUUUUUAAACCACUAAAAUUUCAAUUGAUUUAAUAAAUGUUCUUGAAAUAUAUUGUACGUAGAUAUGUAGUAGUCUCGUAUGUAGGUAAUACUGACAGUAAAAUAACUUUUUUAAUAUUGAAAAUUGACCAGAAAAUAAGAAAGCAAUAAUUUUUCUGUACACCACAAAAUGAUAUUUAUUUCCUUAAGGGGCGGAUCCAGAAGAUCAUGUUUUGGGGGGAGAGGAUCAUUAAUUUUUGUUCAAUAAUAAACACGUAUGAUUUUAUAUUGUAUAUUAUUUUUGCAGUGUAUGUAUCAUACUACACAAUAUUAUUUUUAAAUAAUUACAUAA